Cydia pomonella (codling moth) is the source of this 3999-nucleotide messenger RNA. It is a transcript of the gene Prp6, whose product is annotated as pre-mRNA-processing factor 6. The transcript has 17 exons. The record is from RefSeq and is a predicted model, not a curated record. Gene Ontology annotation, cellular component: U4/U6 x U5 tri-snRNP complex; catalytic step 2 spliceosome. Gene Ontology annotation, biological process: spliceosomal tri-snRNP complex assembly; mRNA splicing, via spliceosome. NCBI's taxonomy places the organism in Eukaryota, Metazoa, Arthropoda, Insecta, Lepidoptera, Tortricidae. Bases 148 to 2937 code for a protein of 929 amino acids. Gene Ontology annotation, molecular function: protein binding.
AUUUUUGCACCUGGCAUGGAAUUUAAACCUGGCAACAUUUCAUUGUUAUACGUCAAGUGACAAAUAGCGACAACAAGAAAUUGUAUUUAUUUUCUUGAAAGCUACGGAAAACUAUAUUUAAGCAAUAAAUAAGUACUUUCUUGAACAAUGUCUGUGCCACCGCAAGCGUUUGUUAAUAAAAACAAGAAGCAUUUUCUCGGAAUCCCAGCACCUUUAGGUUAUGUUGCUGGUGUUGGGAGAGGAGCGACUGGUUUCACUACUCGAUCUGAUAUCGGUCCCGCUCGAGAUGCUAACGACGUAUCUGACGACCGACAUGCACCACCUGCCGCGAAACGCAAGAAAAACGAGGAAGAAGAUGAUGAUGAAGACUUGAAUGAUUCUAACUAUGAUGAGUUCUCGGGGUACAGUGGAUCUCUGUUCUCAAAGGAUCCAUAUGACAAAGAUGAUGCAGAGGCUGAUGCGAUUUAUGAGUCAAUUGACAAGAGAAUGGAUGAGAAACGAAAAGAAUAUAGAGAAAAACGACUCAAAGAAGACUUGGAAAGAUAUCGUCAGGAACGACCAAAAAUACAGCAGCAGUUUUCUGACCUGAAGCGAGAAUUGAAAACUGUAUCGGAAGACGAAUGGUCAGCAAUUCCUGAAGUAGGUGAUGCGCGUAACAGAAAACAACGUAACCCUCGCGCUGAGAAGUUUACCCCAUUGCCAGAUAGUGUACUGUCCAGGAAUUUGGGAGGAGAGUCCACUUCGUCCAUUGACCCUAAUUCAGGCUUGGCUUCUAUGAUGCCUGGAGUUAUGACUCCGGGGAUGUUGACUCCAUCUGGUGAUCUGGACUUGCGAAAGAUCGGUCAAGCGAGAAACACCCUCAUGACAGUCAAACUAUCCCAGGUUUCUGACUCAGUCACCGGUCAAACUGUCGUCGAUCCCAAAGGUUACCUCACGGAUCUCCAGUCGAUGAUACCCACGUACGGAGGGGACAUUAAUGAUAUAAAGAAAGCCAGGUUGCUGCUAAAGUCCGUGCGUGAGACAAAUCCGAACCACCCGCCUGCUUGGAUUGCUAGUGCUCGAUUAGAAGAAGUUACUGGAAAAGUGCAAUCAGCCCGUAACCUCAUUAUGAAGGGCUGUGAAGUGAACCCAAGUAGUGAAGAGCUUUGGCUGGAAGCAGCCAGGUUACAGCCCAGGGACACUGCUCGCGCCGUCAUAGCACAUGCUGCCAGGAAUCUACCGCAUAGUGUGAGGAUCUGGGUGAAGGCUGCAGAUUUAGAACAAGAACCUAAGGCAAAACGGCGAGUCUACCGCAAGGCUUUAGAGCACAUCCCCAACUCAGUCCGUCUCUGGAAGGCCGCAGUCGAACUAGAGAACCCGGAAGACGCCCGCAUUCUCCUCUCUCGUGCCGUGGAAUGCUGCCCUACUAGCGUAGAGCUGUGGCUAGCUUUAGCAAGGCUCGAGACUUAUGAAAACGCGAGGAAAGUCUUGAAUAAGGCUAGAGAGAAUAUUCCGACGGAUAGGCAGAUUUGGGUGACUGCUGCUAAGCUUGAAGAAGCUCAUGGCAACACCCACAUGGUAGAAAAGAUCAUAGACCGAGCCAUCACAUCGCUAAGUUCUAACGGGGUGGAGAUCAACCGCGAGCACUGGUUCAAAGAGGCUAUGGAGGCAGAAAAAUCCGGCGCCGUUCAUACUUGUCAGGCUAUCAUCAGAUCUGUUAUUGGACAAGGUAUUGAACAAGAGGACCAGAAACACACUUGGAUGGAAGACGCCGAAGCAUGUGCAAAUGAAGGCGCAUACGAAUGCGCCCGCGCAGUCUACGGCUACGCGCUCUCAGUGUUCCCUUCAAAGAAGUCCAUCUGGUUACGCGCCGCGUACUUAGAGAAACAACACGGAACCCGCGCAAGUCUGGAAGCAUUGCUGCAAAGAGCUGUGGCCCAUUGUCCCAAGUCUGAGGUGCUUUGGUUGAUGGGAGCAAAAUCCAAAUGGCUGGCUGGUGAUGUCCCAGCAGCCCGUGGUAUUCUGUCGCUAGCUUUCCAAGCCAACCCGAACUCUGAAGAAAUUUGGCUUGCUGCUGUGAAACUUGAGAGCGAGAACAAAGAAUACGAUAGAGCGAGACGGCUGCUGGCUAAAGCGCGAGCAUCGGCACCGACACCUAGAGUAAUGAUAAAGUCCGCCAAACUGGAAUGGGCGCUCAACAAUCUAGAAGUUGCCUUGAAACUACUGGAGGAAGCAAUCAAAGUGUUCGGCGACUACGCGAAGCUGCACAUGAUGAAAGGGCAGAUAGAGGAGCAGAUGGGCAAGGAUGAGGACGCGCAUAACACUUAUACGCAAGGGUUGAAAAAAUGCGCGACCAGCGUUCCCAUGUGGAUAUUACUGUCGCGGCUGGAGGAGAAAUUAAAGCACAUCACAAAAGCCAGAUCAGUUCUGGAGAAGGCUAGACUUAGGAAUCCAAAGAAUGCUGAGCUAUGGUUAGAAAGCGUGCGCCUAGAAAGGCGGAACGGCAGCGCGGAGAUAGCGAACGCCGUGAUGGCCAAAGCCCUGCAGGAGUGUCCGGCCGCGGGCCGCCUGUGGGCCGACGCCAUCUUCAUGGAGUCGCGGCCGCAGAGGAAGACCAAGAGCGUGGACGCCCUUAAAAAAUGCGAGCACGAUGCCCACGUAUUGCUGGCUGUUUCGCAACUCUUCUGGACUGAGAGGAAGCUGAAUAAGUGCAGGGAGUGGUUCAAUCGCACGGUAAAGAUCGACGCCGACUUCGGUGACGCCUGGGCAUACUUCUACAAGUUCGAAUUACUCCACGGCAACGAACAACAGCAAGAGGAAGUGAAAACUCGCUGUAAAACGGCCGAGCCCCGCCACGGCGAGCACUGGUGCAAGCACGCGAAAGAUAUUCAGAACUGGUGCUUUAGCACUGAACAGAUUUUAUUAUUAGUGGCUAAGAACUUGCCCGUGCCUACGUGAAGUGUGCAUUUGAUUGUUUAUUUGGUAAGUAUAUUGUAUAUUGGUUGUUAGACAGCAGAACCACACUUUGACGCCCACUGGUGUAUCGGUACAAAAGACAUUCAAAACUGGGGGCCUACCGCGAAAACCGGAAAUCGCCAAUUGCAGGGAUCUUUCUCUUUUACUCUCACUAAGACGUAAUUAGAGUGACAGAGGAAAACGCCCGCAAUUGACGAACUUCGAUUUUCGCAGUUAUAGCCCUGGUGCUCCCUAUGCACUCGUAUUAAUGUUAAUGGUUCAACCCAGGUGCCUACGUGAAAUGUCAUUGCAACAUCUACAUGGUUUUGACCUUAACUGUAGAUUGGCUAAAAAAAACAGAUAAUGCACGGUUCCGUGGUUGACUGUUGUUUGGAGUGUGACAUCUAGGAGUAGUGUGAAAACAAGUUUUACUUCGUCAUUGAAAAUUGUCGUUGUCUUAGAAAAUUGUUAUAGUAUAAAAAUAUUUAUACUGAAGUGUAUAUCACAAUAUUCCCAUUUAAUGACGAGUCUCCGUCUGACGCUGACAAACAAAUGUGUUACAUUACAAUUGAAAAGAAAUGAGUGAAAACCUUAAUUAAUUUGGAAAUUAGUGUUAUUUCAAAAUUUAACAAUAGUACAAAGUUUUUAGUCCCGGUUUUUUUCGUGUCAGGUCAGGGGGCAGAUUUUUUCGCGCGCUCGAUGUCGUCACUCCGAAAUCUGUGGAAAACGGUGAAUUGCUAUUUUUGAAAUACGAGCGAUACAAAUUGGGAAUCUAGUCGAGUAGUCGUAUUAGCCACUCGGUUUCAAUUCUCUUUGUAUAUUUAUGUAUUUGAAUGUCUACUAGAGGAGAUAAUAUUAAACUAACUACACGAAAUCGAGCGCUAGAAAAUCAGAAUUCGGGCCCGGUCUUAUAAUAUUUGUGAAGUCGUGUAAAGAGCAUUGUAAAUAAGUGAGAACGUUCUUGACGUUGGUAUUAGGACGGCACGGGUUGUCGUUAGAAGUCAAUUUAGACUAAUUAAAUUUAAUGUUAAGUUAGACUUAAUCGUAAUAUAAUGUUAGUUUGAA